AUGUCAGAGGAACUUAAGGACGAAGUUGAGGCCAUCAACUCCAUCUAUGGUGAUGGAUGCUUGGUGCAAUCAAGCGAUGAUACCAACGUCUACAUCUUGACACCCCCUGGAGAAUCUGCUUCUCUUCGAAUUCAAUUUCCUCCCGCUUAUCCUGCUGAGCCUCCAAUGGUCAUCGGUACUAACAGCACCGGCGAGCAUGGAAAGAAAGGAGAUGCUGUGCGCGAGCUCUCGAUCCUUCGGGAAGCCGUUGGAACUGUCUUCGAACCCGGAAUGGUCUGUGUGUUCGAUGCGAUUGAAGAGCUCACAAGACGGCUAGAAGAGUCCAUGGAUUUCGAUCAGGUGGAAGAAGACGAGGUAACGCUUAACGAGCCUCAAGAAGACAGCCAGGCAAAUCCGAACGUUGUGGACUUUUCGAACAUGCCAGAACCGCCGUGGAUCAUAUCUGACCCGGUUAUUGAGUUGAAGUCCACUUUCAUUGCUCGCUGCGCAGCUGUGUCCUCUACCUCGGAAGCGGAAGCCUUCGUACAGCACUUGUUGUCUACUGACAAGAAAGUCCGGGUCGCAACACACAAUAUCACAGCGUGGAGGAUUAAGGGGCCGAACAACACAAGUUUCCAGGACUGCAACGAUGAUGGAGAGACUGCAGCUGGCGGGCGUCUUCUUCAUCUUAUGCAGCUUAUGGAUGUCUGGGAUGCCAUGGUUAUCGUGACGAGAUGGUACGGUGGACAUAAGCUGGGACCACGUCGUUUUGCUCUCAUUAACCAGGCCGCGAGAGAUGCUUUCAUCAAGGCUGGUUUAGUCGAAGAGAACUCGGCAAACAAGAAGAAAUCAAAGAACUGA
Pseudomassariella vexata is the source of this 840-nucleotide messenger RNA. RefSeq names its product ribosomal protein S5 domain 2-type protein. NCBI's taxonomy places the organism in Eukaryota, Fungi, Ascomycota, Sordariomycetes, Amphisphaeriales, Pseudomassariaceae. Bases 1 to 840 code for a protein of 279 amino acids. The transcript has a single exon. Gene Ontology annotation, biological process: regulation of translational initiation. Gene Ontology annotation, molecular function: protein binding. The record is from RefSeq and is a predicted model, not a curated record. Gene Ontology annotation, cellular component: cytoplasm.